Neospora caninum is the source of this 3303-nucleotide messenger RNA. RefSeq lists its product as hypothetical. Bases 1 to 3303 code for a protein of 1100 amino acids. The transcript has 5 exons. NCBI's taxonomy places the organism in Eukaryota, Apicomplexa, Conoidasida, Eucoccidiorida, Sarcocystidae. The record is from RefSeq and is a predicted model, not a curated record.
AUGCCCAAUGCGGCGGUGAUCCCAGAGGCCGACGCAUGUUCCCAUUCGUUAGUGAAGAAUACACCAAGGGAUCAAGUGAAGACUGAAGAAGGUCACACCGCCAUGGCCGUGCGAACUACCAGUUCCGACGGCGAAAAGGCGAUUCCAGCAGCCGAGAGCCGACCUCAAGACGAAGGAAACCUGGUGACGCCGGAAGAACGAAAUCGUCGGGAUAAACGAGACUACGGGGAGUUUCUGAAAGCCCAGAUUGCUCUUAGGAAAGAACGCGACCGCGCGGAAAGAUCACAUGUAUGCAGGGUCAAUCCUCCUGGGACCACACAGCGACGAUACGAACCGACGGUUCUCAUGGAAAGUGUCGCUUACCAAAACGGCCAGGAGAGAGAACGAAACCGAGAACCCUCUUCAUCCUUCAGCCGAUCCUUCCCAGGCUCGGGACAAGGCGACGCCGGAGAUGACGAUGUGCACCAGGAGAGGGACGGAGAUAAAGCCGCUAACCGACUCAAGCAACAGAGAGAAUACGGAGAGUUCCUGAAGAAGCAGGUGGAGCUGAAGAAGCUAGAGAGGGAGAGGAAAAGGGAACAGGAAGUCGCUGAAGAAAAGAAAUUGCUCGAACUUGCUCGCCGCAUGGAACUAACCGAUUCAACGAGUUACUAUCCUAGCGAGGCUCGUCGUCGCGGGCGUAGCCGCGUAGACCUUCAAGGGUUCAAAGGGUUAAAUGCGGCAUGGCGUGACUCCAAGGUCGCCAUCGUUGGAGAUGGUCCCGACAGUCUCGCCAACAUCUACUCAGAAAAGAGUGGUGACUCCCCUAAUGCAGGAAAGGCUCUUGGUGUUGACCUUUCUAACGGCGAACGAAGCGCCAGCAUGAUGGUUCAGUCUCGCCUUUCCAAAACGACAAGCAAUGCAGUAAACGAUACGGUGACUGAAACCCACUGCGAGACGGAACACCCCGAUGGAACAAUGUUCAGAGCCGAUAACGUGACUGAGGGCAGAGUGGAAGGCGUAAGGGACGAUCGUGGUUUGAGGCGGUGCCAAAAGUUGAGUAGCAAGAAGCUUUAUCAACAAGCCCUGGAUGAACAGAUUCGAGAAAAAGAGGCGCGAAAAGAAAAGGAAAAACAGGAGAGACUGAAAGAGCAAGCAGAGGAACGCCGGUUGCUGGAUGAGGCAUUUCAACAGGAGAAACGGAUGAUGCGUUUGGGACGGAGACCAGCCAAAUCGUUUGAAGAGGACGGCGAAGCCUUUCGAGCACCUUUCUAUCCCAAAGCUUCUGAGGCGUCUUCCUCACAAGCGGCGGACUUACGUCACGCCUCUUCGCCAUCUGCGCGAACUACUGUGGCCGUGACGCCGCCUCCUCAGAGCAUCCAACCUUCCAGUCGACGUGACACAGGGUUGGCAAGCUCCGAUGAACAAACCGGCUCUGUGAAUCGGCAGUCCUCGAACGUCAGAGGACAGAAUGCGCUUGCAACUUGGGAGCCUAGCAAUGAACGACAGAAGGAAACAGGAUCGACAGAACAGAAGAAAGAAGCGCUCGCCGAGCAACUUCUUCAGCUCGCCCGGAGCUUGACUGCUCCUUCUUCGGAUUCCACCAGCCACACUCAGGAAGUCGCUGCGGGUCCCCUCGCGGCUCCCGCCACGCAGCCGUUGCUGGGAAAGAGUGCCCAAGGCUUGCUGGCUCCAUUCCUGAUCCAGGCGCUAGAAGAACAGGAACCACGAACGAGCGAAGAGCAAAAAGGUGGAACCGGAGGUCUUGCAGAAGAAUCGGGUGAUUCCAAGGGUGAGCAGAGGCUCGACCAGGGAGGACGGACCAGCAGAGGGCGCGGUGAGCUUUCGGUGAGACUGGAAGCCGCUGAAAGCCUUCCAGAACGAGGAGACGAGACCGGCGGCGGGCGGCGGAUUGCGACGAGAAGCCCGCCGGUGCCCGCCAUUCGAGCCAGACAGCGGCAUCCAGGCGAAGACGGAGAAGCGGUCGACGGACGUGCCUCUCGAAACGCACAACGGUCAGAAGAAGACUGUGGACCCGGUGAUGUGCGGUCACGUUUCAUCCGAAUCGACGACGUGAUUGACACUUUCGCGCGGUCUCUGACAGGUGAAUCCAGAAGCCGCAGAGGCGCUCAUCCGUGUCCAUCUGUUUCUUCCUCUCCGUCCUCUCCGUCCCCCUGCCACUGGUGGUACGGGAGACCCGACGAGGAACAGAUGCCCACUGAAACUUAUGGUCUCUCCCUGUCCACAGAGUAUUCUAACGCUUUUGGUAAUGCAACGGCCUCUCUUACGCUCCGAGUUUCCUCGGCUACAUCUUCAAAGACUCGAGGUCGCCGUAGAGGCUGUUCAGAAUCUCGGUGUCCGUCGAGGGAAACCGAGCGGCGCGACUGCCGAGCACAUUGUUGGCACGACCACGGAGUCAAUUUGGAAAAGUUGCCCCAGGCCAUUCGAGGCCGUUUUCUCGCAAUUCGUAACCUGGAUAAUCUUGCGGCUCCGACCUUCUCCUUUGACGAAUGGAGCUGCACUUCGCCAGGUUCGGACCAGGAGUCCGUCUUUGAGCCUGCUUGUCCCCCCGUCCCCGCCUCCUGUUCUCCAGAUAUCCUCCCCGGUGUUCCCGUGCGAUCUCUGCCACGUCUAAAGAGGAAGGCGUUCAGUCUGUCUCUGCCUUCGCGUAGUUUGCGUCUGGGACUCGCUCCCCCCGCCCCGUCUUUCGACGGCAGGGUGGCCAACCACAAGAAACGGAGCAAGAGACACGGAAAGGCGGCGAGGCAAGAUGCCUCCAAGAGCCCAGGCAUGAUGUUUCUAGACCUCCUUCGAAGUCGCAGGGCGCAGGUGGAACGCCUUCAGAGAACAGGAGAACCGCUGAGGGGAACAGACCGCUUUCGCGGUCGUCUAACUUGGGAGGAGGAUGUGAUGCUCGCAGUGAGGCCAGAGUGCCCGUUAGACGCCGUGGCUCGGGCGCUGGCGGAAACCCCGACAGAGGGGAGGGAGACGAAGCAGACGAGAAAAGACACAAAACCAAAACGGUGGAGCGUUCUGCGAGGCGCGGUUAAACUCGGCCACCGGUUCAGCAGAAAAAGAAUUUCGUUUGCUCCGGAAACCCAACGCUUGCAGGACCCGUCGGAAGAAAAGAGUGGUCUGGGAGAAGAGGACCAGGCAGAAGAAAAAGAAGCGACAAACAAAGCGCAAGAGCGGGUUCCACAUGAAGACAAAGGCCACUCUGGGGACGAGAACCUCGGAGACCCUGCAUUUGACCAGAAGGCAAACGAGCCGCCUCAGAAACGUCCUACUGAUUCAGCUGGCGAAUCGAAAAGAAAGAAAAAGUAA